GCCCUUCCCCUUUGUCUUCCGGGGUGGAGUGAAUUGAGCAAAAUGAACAGCGACUGGUGGGGAGAAAUUAGUAUCUAAGUUGUGGAAAAAGGGAGUGGAGAUGAUCGGGGUGACUGCUAACAGUCUGCUGUAGGACUUUAUUUCCAUCAGAUAGGACCUGGUGUGUGUGGCAUGUUUCCCACCUAUUUCUGUGAUUAUUUACGUUAUCAUAAUUAAUCUUGCGAGUGCAGAAUGACGGUUUGGAUGGAAUAGUGCAAACUGAACUGAGAGACAGCUUGGUCCUUGAAAGAACUUAUCUGAUGGUUGAAGAGAGAAAUUGAAUUCCACACACUGGUAUUGUCUUUCCAUCUCUGAGUCAUCUGAAAUCAACGACCCCACAUCAGCUGACCACCAUGAAUGCCUCAGCCCUGCCACUCGCCAACAACACCCCACUGUGCUACUCUAUCAACAGCACUCCAUUCAAGUACCACCCCACCAUCGCCUCUGCCUAUUUCUCAUCCAUCUUUGCCACUUUGGGUCUUACCUCCAAUCUCAUCGCCUUUGUGGUUCUCAUCAAGUCCUUCCAGCGGUCACAUAGCCGCUCACGUGCCUUCCUGAUCUUCCUGGGUGGCCUGGUGGUCACUGACUUCAUGGGUCUUCUGGUCACAGGCUCCAUCGUGAUCUCCUUCCAUGUUACGCAUUUUAAUUGGCGCCUGUUAGAUCCGACCUGCCACUUCUGCAACUUCAUGGGCAUGUCCAUGGUCUUCUAUGGACUGUGCCCACUGCUGCUUGGUGCUGCCAUGGCUGUGGAGCGCUUCAUUGGCAUCAACUGUCCAUUUGCACGCUCCACCAGCAUGUCCAAGAGACGCACAGUCUCCAUGGUGCUGAUGGUGUGGUUGAUUGCAGGCUGCAUAGCUUUGCUUCCCCUAACAGGUGUUGGAAGCUACCACAUACAGAUGCCCGGCUCCUGGUGUUUUUUUAACAUCAGCUCUAAGGGAAAUGACCUGGCCUUCUCCCUGCUCUUUUCUCUGGUUGGGUUGAUGUGCAUCACUGCGUCAUUUUUGCUGAACACAGUGAGCAUCGUGACCUUGAUCAAGGUGUGCUGCGGACAGGACAGGAACCAGCGUCGCAGAGACCACGAAAUAGAGAUGAUGGUUCAGCUCAUCCUCAUCAUGGUCAUCGCUUCUACCUGCUGGUGCCCCCUCCUGGUCUUUAUUGCACAAACUGUGCUUUCCGGAGGUCCUCUCCAAGUGAAAUACCUACUUAUAUGGAUACGCUUUGCCACCUGGAACCAGAUCCUGGAUCCAUGGGUAUACAUCUUGUUCCGCAGGGCAGUUCUUAAGAGAAUCUACCCCAGCGGCAACUGGUCAAGGGGCUCCAUCAGGGACACAGUCCGCAGGUUCACACACUCUUCAAUUGCGAGCACCCUGGGCUCUUAUGGAGCAGAAGAAACGGGGAAAUGAAAUGUAAUAGACACAUCUACAUUUAAGCCACCACCUCCUUCUCCACGAUUGGUUGGAUUUUAGUUGUUGUCGCAGCUGAUGAGUUUUCAUGUGAACUGUGAUAUGAAGCAGGAUUGCAUCUGAAAGGAGUGAGUCUUGUUAUUUUAUUGCAUACCAUUGAAAUGUUUAACAGUAUUCGCAAUGACACUUUACUUUAGAGCAAAGUAUAAAGAGAGAGCAGAUUCUGAUUGGACACUUAACCUACUAGGGAUCAAACCUGUAAUGGAUAAAGUACAGUCUCUUUAAGUUAGAAAUCCCUAAAUGCUAAAUAAAAACAAUGCUAGACAUUAGCUGUUCAGUAUUACUGAUAUAAAGAUCUGAGAAAGUGUAAUUGUUGUCAAAUGAAAAUUUAAGUUGCCUACUAUCUUAGACAGUGUUGUAGCAGUAUAUUAUAUUACUAUAGAAAUGUGUUACUUGUUAUGGAAUGUUACCACUUUACUGAUUACUCACUGCAUCUCUGGUGUGGUUAGGCUCUCUUAAUUUUUAAACUCUCCCAUCUUAAACUGUCAGAUCACCCAAAUCCAAAAACAAAUAUUUUCUCACCUAUCGCUAUUGGUGUCAUGAAAAUAGUUUUGGCAGGUUUUGAGAUAUCAUAACAUUGAUAUCAUUGAAGGUGAAAGGAAAUGAAUUUGUGCUGCUCAAACUGAUGGAAAAUUAUGUUUAAAACAUUCAACUGAAACAUGUCUUUAAGUAAGAAAAAGUUUAAGUGCAGAAGGUUAAGUGCGGGUAAGUAAGGGUAAGUGGGAAAAUACAUAUUAUGUAAUUUGGGUGAAUUGAUACUUUUAAAAAAACAGGCUUACUUAGUUGUUUUACUUGUCUUUGAAUCAAGUGAAUGACUGGGGAAGCCAAACAAUAUUGAAGUCCAAUAUUUCCAUCUGGAGAAGGUAUUUUCUUAUCUGAACUAGCAUAUGUGUGCCUACCUCGGUUUAAGAUUUGUAGAAUAUUACCUGUGCAAAUAUUUCUUAGACCCAGAGUUGCUCAGGAAGUAGGAACAUUCAAAACAAUGAAUGGUUUUCAGGGAAAAAUUGGAAUAAAAAUCAGCUUUGCUAACCAGCACAGACCAAUACAGAAUCUUAGUAUGGGUUCAUAAUAUCGGAUUCCCCCUCUCUCACCUCCUGCCUUUCCUCUGAUAUUUAGAUAGAUAUUUAACUAAAACUUCAAGUUGCUGUCAACUGAGAAGGUGUUUAUGACAACAGUGAACAGGGAGUGGGGGAUGAUUUAGUUGUUGGAUAAUUCAAAUUCAGUUUGAUAAUUUGGGCAGUGUAAUGACAAACAUUGUAACUAGUAUUGUAUAAUAUUAUAAUUGUAUUAUAAUAUAUAAUAUAAUGACACUGAAACUGUGAUAUUGCUCUACUUGAUUACUCAGUCACCCAGCUAUUCACACUGAUCUUGCACACUGUUUGUUUUGAACAUUGUAUUAUCAGUCAAGGUCACUCAAUUACAAAACAAAUCACUGAACCAAUCACUGAUAAUGGCUUAGAUGUGUCUUGCUUUAACUCCUUAGCAGUAUCAUCCAGUGAAAAUGAAAUGUAAAUGUUCAAUGUUCUUGACAGAAAUGGCAUGUGAUUGUGUAUAUAAAUAAAGGAUUAGUAAAAUGCAGAAAAUCAA
Messenger RNA from Siniperca chuatsi (mandarin fish), 3089 nucleotides. It is a transcript of the gene tbxa2r, whose product is annotated as thromboxane A2 receptor. Gene Ontology annotation, cellular component: plasma membrane. The coding region runs from base 393 to 1442 and encodes 349 amino acids. The record is from RefSeq and is a predicted model, not a curated record. Gene Ontology annotation, biological process: positive regulation of cytosolic calcium ion concentration; positive regulation of blood pressure; positive regulation of vasoconstriction. NCBI's taxonomy places the organism in Eukaryota, Metazoa, Chordata, Actinopteri, Centrarchiformes, Sinipercidae. Gene Ontology annotation, molecular function: thromboxane A2 receptor activity. The transcript is spliced from 3 exons.